AUGUUUCCAACAAAGUGCCUAUUGUUUUUGGUAUUAGUGCUGGUGGUGACCAUGUGUGUGGAAUCGCAAAUGAUGACAGGUGGUAUACAACCUGUUAAGGAUCUAAGUGAAGUUGAGAGGCAAUUAUCGACAUCAUUGUCGAGACUGGAGAAUGGUGAUGGUCCGCAUUAUAAAUUACGUAAAGUUCACAAAGCCACUAGACAAGUUGUGGCUGGAUCAUUGACUAGAAUCGAUGCCGAUUUGGAGGAUUCGAAUGGUAAAGUUAAACCAUGUAAGGUUUCGAUAUGGUCCCGCCCAUGGUUGCCUAAUGGAAUUGAAGUCACUUUUGAAUGUGACGGCGAACCCAAAGUGGUUAGAAAACAUAAUGCCUAAGACGUAAGAA
This is a messenger RNA of Musca vetustissima, 382 nucleotides long. Its product is annotated as sarcocystatin-A-like. The transcript is spliced from 3 exons. Gene Ontology annotation, molecular function: cysteine-type endopeptidase inhibitor activity. The coding region runs from base 1 to 372 and encodes 123 amino acids. The record is from RefSeq and is a predicted model, not a curated record. Lineage: Eukaryota; Metazoa; Arthropoda; Insecta; Diptera; Muscidae.